AUGGCUGUGAAACUCGUCAACCUGAAGCAGCGACGGCCUCUUUUUUGCUCGGCGUGCGAACCUCUCUGGAUGGUUUGUUCACCAUGUGAUGAGGAGUUGGUGAGGGAUGCCUUGUCGAGAGAGCAUGGCGAGUCCGACGAGUUGGGCAGGUCAUCUGAAUCGGAGACGUUUAUGCGUGUUGGUUUGCAUCCAGUCGGCGAAUUUCUGCUUCUUGAUGACGUCAGCCGUCCCCCGUUAGAAACGCCAAGAAAAACACCACAUAUCAUGGGUCUUCUGGCUUCAAACAGUCUCCGUCUACUCAUCGGCUUGAUCAUAACCAUCGGCCUCAUCGCCUUCCUAUCACCAUCUUCAGUACCAAACGUCAAAAUCCCCGACUCAAUCCCAUUUAGGAUGCCUGCCGCUUUACGCGGUCUGGAAGUUUCGCUUGAGCAAACGGAAAAGUCACCCCCCACACUCGUGGUGACCGUCAAGAACAACAAUGAGGGACCUGUGACGCUUCUCACAUACGGAUCUCCCCUUGAUCCUUUGGCACCUCAGCUCGGUAUGCUGUACAUCACGCCCGAGGCAGAGACGGAGCCUUUGGAGAUUACGCAGCUGGAGGUUCAGAGGCAGUGGCCGCCUGCCGACGACGCUGUUGUGGAGAUUGCUGCUGGGGGGAAGAAGCUGCAUGAGCUCACUCUCAUGGAACCUGUUAUUCCUAUGGAUCUUGUGUUUGGUAAAGCGACUGUUCAGCUCAGGGGCAAGUGGCAGGCCGUCUGGCCAACUGAGAAGAGCGCCGUCAACAAGACAGCCCUGGAGGCUGGCGGAGCGGGAGAAGAUGCUCUCACGGGCAGUUUUGAAUCCAAUAUCAUCGAUAUUGCCACCGACUAA
Fusarium vanettenii 77-13-4 is the source of this 870-nucleotide messenger RNA. RefSeq lists its product as uncharacterized. The transcript is spliced from 2 exons. NCBI's taxonomy places the organism in Eukaryota, Fungi, Ascomycota, Sordariomycetes, Hypocreales, Nectriaceae. The coding region runs from base 1 to 870 and encodes 289 amino acids. The record is from RefSeq and is a predicted model, not a curated record.